This is a messenger RNA of Fulvia fulva, 771 nucleotides long. Its product is annotated as Isoepoxydon dehydrogenase patN. The transcript has 4 exons. The record is from RefSeq and is a predicted model, not a curated record. The coding region runs from base 1 to 771 and encodes 256 amino acids. Lineage: Eukaryota; Fungi; Ascomycota; Dothideomycetes; Mycosphaerellales; Mycosphaerellaceae.
AUGUAUCUCGGCCUCGACAAGAAAGUCGUGCUCGUCACAGGCGGCACAAAGGGCAUAGGCCGCUCCAUAGUCCAAUCCUUCCUCCGCGAAGGCGCAACAGUCCACUUCUGCUCCCGGACAAAAGCAGACGUCGAAGCCGCCGGGGAGAAAUACGCCAAAGCCUUCCCGGACGCCAAAGCCAUCGGCUCCGUCGUCGACGUCUCCAGCCAGAACCAGAUCAUGUCCUGGGUCGAGGGCGUGGCGAAGGAGAGUAGUAGGAUUGAUGUUGUGGUGGCGAAUGUUAGUGCGUUGAGUAUUGGGCAGGAUACUCUGGAGUUCUGGAAUAACGCGUAUGCGACGGAUAUGAUGGGGACGUAUCAUUUGAUCCAGCAAGCUCUGCCGCAUUUGGAGAAGACGAAGGGGAAUAUCAUCAGUAUCAACUCCGUUUCCGGUCGGGAUGUAGACAUGGCUGCGCCGGGAGCUUAUGGUGCCAUGAAGGCGGCGUUGACGCACUAUAUUGCUCAACUGGCACAUACCUUGGCGCCAAAGGGCGUACGAGCCAACUCCGUCAGUCCGGGCAACAUCUACAUCGAAGACGGUGUCUGGGGUAAUGUUGAGCGGAAUAUGCCGGAUUUGUUUAAGAGUCAGAUGAGCUUGAACCCGAUGGGGAGGAUGGGGAAGCCGGAGGAGAUUGCGGAUACGGUGGUGUUUGUGGCGAGUUCGAAGGCGAGUUUCAUGAGUGGUUCGAAUGUGCUUGUUGAUGGGGCGCUGUGUACCGGUGUGCAGUUUUAG